Molecule: messenger RNA, 1498 nt
Organism: Callorhinchus milii (elephant shark)
Lineage: Eukaryota; Metazoa; Chordata; Chondrichthyes; Chimaeriformes; Callorhinchidae
Gene: stard3nl
Product: STARD3 N-terminal like
Source: RefSeq, a predicted model, not a curated record
CGCGGGUGUGUUCCGGGUGGCGAGCGGUCCGGUCAGUCCAGUCGGUUGGGCGGCGGGCGCGGUGAUUGCAGCACCUCCAUCUUAAGGCAGACGGCGCUCGGGACGGGGACGGACGGACGGACGGAGACGAGCGGCCUCAGUCGGUGGCCGAGGAUCCGGAGAAGGUGGCUGCAGUGAUGCUGAGGCUGUUGUUGAGCAGCAAGAGACCCGGGCAGAAUGAGCAGUGUAACAUCCGUUCAGGAGAAUGUCGUUGUGGUCAAUAGUUUCAGUCACAGAACGUCCUUUGGUGCAGGUCAUUCAGUAAAUGCAAAUCAGCUGGUGACCAGGUUAGCGUCGUAUGAACCCAGUGAAACACGAACUAUUUCUGAUGUCAGAAGGACUUUCUGCUUAUUUGUUACAUUUGAUCUUUUAUUUGUCGGCUUGCUCUGGAUAAUAGAAUUAAAUGUGGAAGGAAACAUUAAAUCCAGGUUAAAAGAUGAAGUUCUCCAUUAUAACUUUAAACAUUCUUACUUUGACAUAUUUUUACUGGCGGUUUUUCGUUUUUUAGCGCUGAUAUUAGCAUAUGCCUUGUGCAAACUACGUCACUGGUGGGCAAUAGCGAUUACAACCGCCGUGACCAGUGGCUUUCUAAUUGCAAAAGUAAUUUUUUCAAAGCUUCUGAACCAAGGUAGUGCCUUUGCCUAUUUGCUGCCAGUCAUAUCCUUCAUACUAGCCUGGAUAGAGACCUGGUUCCUCGAUUUCAGUUUGCCACAAGAGGCAGAGAAUGAAAACAGAGUGGUUUCAAUACAUGCUGCAUCCGAACAUGCACCACUUAUCCAGCCCGGAGUCCUCUCUGAUGGCCAAUUUUAUUCUCCUCCUGAAUCUGUGUCUGCUUCUGAUGAAGAAGAUAACAAAGACGACGCUGAGAAGCCAACACUUCAAUAGAGUGUCUGGACCGUGGAUUCAGUCGAUUUAAAAGGGAUAAUGUAACCUGUUCUGAGACCAAAGGGCACUUUACUCUGACAUGAAAAUUUCUGAUGAAGAAAAUGAUGUGAAAAGCAAUAGGACACCCUUGGUUUGCUUUCAGUACUGGACUCCUUUUCCACCUGGUUGGAAAUUGCUUUUCUCUGCCUUACAUUAUGUUUGAAAGCUAUCCAUUAUCUUGCCUUCACUGAAAUAACUUUGCAGUAUUGAUUUUAGUAAUGAUUUGCUCUGCAGCAUUUUAGAAUGGCAGAUGAUAGGCUCAAAUGGAAUUCAUCAUUCUACUGAAAUCAUGUUUGAAGAAUUACUGCCAGGUCCAACUUGGAAAAAUGGGAUCAUGUUAUCCUAACCAACUGAGAUUUUGGCAAUAUCCACUUUCCAUAUGCAUUAUAUUGCACAAAGAGUUUAGAUUUUUUUUAUUGGCUUUUCAUUAUUUUAAAUGGAAUAUUUCAAAUGCAGUAAUUUAUAAAUUGCGAUGGGUUUCACUGAAAUGUUGAGGACUUAGUGAUACUUAUGCCUUAUUUGUAAAGGUAAGAGU